Molecule: messenger RNA, 4536 nt
Organism: Suncus etruscus (white-toothed pygmy shrew)
Lineage: Eukaryota; Metazoa; Chordata; Mammalia; Eulipotyphla; Soricidae
Gene: SLC6A5
Product: solute carrier family 6 member 5
Exons: 16
Coding region: 316-2688 (790 amino acids)
Biological process (GO): glycine import across plasma membrane; sodium ion transmembrane transport; synaptic transmission, glycinergic
Cellular component (GO): membrane
Molecular function (GO): glycine:sodium symporter activity
Source: RefSeq, a predicted model, not a curated record
CUCCCACCGGCUUCGGUUUAGUAAUCAGCCCCACAUGAGUCACGCUGAACACGCAGCCCCCCUCCCGUCCUAGUGACAACUGGCCAGCUUACUCUCGGCUGUUGUCCCUUUAAAACUCGUAUCCAAGGGGGUAAUGAUUUAUCAAACUUGUAUUAUCAAGAAAAUGUCAAACGAAGGGCACCUUGCAUUGCACUGACGCAAACCCGGCCUUUCCCAAGGAGAUAUAGCAAGCGCCUCUCUGGCUGGGUCCAAGCCCAGUCUUGUCAGUAGCUGGUUUCACUCUCUACCCAUUUGAUCCUGUUGCGGCUAUCAGACAUGGACUGCGGCGCUCGCCUGGAAAUGAAUAACUCCCCGGCCUGCAGCUUGGAGGCGGCAGCGGCGGUGCCCGGUCGCCACGAGGGCCCGUGCGCCCCCAGGACCAGCCCCGAGCAGGACCUUCCCGCCACCGCGCCGCCACCGCCGCCUCGCGUGCCGAGGUCCGCUUCCACGGGCGCCCAAACUUUCCAGAUCCCCGAUCCCCGAGCCUGCGAGGCCGAGCGGCCGGGAGCGGGGGCUUGCCAAUUCGAAGGCCCUCGGGACUGGAGCGAGGCGCACGGAGCUCAGGGCGCUCCGCCUGGCAGCGGGGUGGCGGGCCCUGGCAACGCGCUGCAGUGUAAGAUCCCGGCCCUGCGCGGCCCGGAGGGAGAUGCGAACGUGAGUGUGGGCAAGGGUACCUUGGAGCGCAAUAAUACCCGGGCCGUGGGCUGGGUAAAUAUGAGCCAAAGCACCGUGGUGCUGGGCACGGAUGGAAUCACGUCGGUGCUCCCGGGCAGUACGGCCACCGCUGCCUCCCAGGAGGACGAGCAAGGGGAUGAGAAUAAGGCCCGAGGGAACUGGUCCAGCAAACUGGACUUCAUCCUGUCCAUGGUGGGGUACGCAGUGGGGCUGGGCAAUGUCUGGAGGUUUCCCUACCUGGCCUUCCAGAACGGGGGAGGUGCUUUCCUCAUCCCCUACCUGAUGAUGCUCGCUCUGGCUGGACUGCCCAUCUUCUUCCUCGAAGUGUCACUAGGUCAAUUUGCCAGCCAGGGACCAGUGUCGGUGUGGAAGGCCAUCCCAGCCCUACAAGGCUGUGGCAUUGCCAUGCUGAUCAUCUCAGUUCUGAUAGCCAUCUACUACAACGUGAUCAUAUGCUACACUCUCUUCUAUCUAUUUGCUUCCUUCGUGUCUGUGCUGCCCUGGGGCUCUUGCAACAACCCUUGGAAUACGCCAGAAUGCAAAGAUAAGAGCAGACUUCUGUUAGAUUCCUGUGUCGUCAGUGAGCACCCAAAAAUACAGAUCAAGAACUCGAGUUUCUGCAUGACUGCCUAUCCCAACUUGACAAUGGUCAACAUCACCAGCCAGGCCAAUAAGACGUUUGUCAGUGGGAGUGAAGAGUAUUUCAAGUACUUUGUGCUAAAGAUUUCUGCAGGAAUUGAGUAUCCAGGGGAGAUCCGGUGGCCUCUAGCUUUCUGCCUCUUCCUUGCUUGGGUGAUUGUGUAUGCAUCCCUGGCAAAGGGAAUCAAGUCCUCGGGAAAAGUGGUGUACUUCACAGCCACCUUCCCAUAUGUUGUGCUGGUCAUCCUACUCAUCAGAGGAGUCACGCUGCCUGGAGCUGGUGAUGGGAUCUGGUACUUCAUCACACCAAAGUGGGAGAAGCUCACAGAUGCCACGGUGUGGAAAGACGCUGCCACUCAGAUUUUCUUUUCUUUGUCUGCUGCCUGGGGAGGUCUGAUUACUCUCUCUUCUUACAACAAGUUUCAUAACAACUGCUACAGGGACACUCUAAUUGUAACCUGCACCAACAGUGCCACAAGCAUCUUUGCUGGCUUCGUCAUCUUCUCAGUCAUUGGGUUCAUGGCCAAUGAACGCAAGGUCAACAUUGAGAACGUGGCAGACCAAGGGCCAGGCAUUGCAUUUGUGGUUUAUCCAGAAGCCUUGACCAGGCUGCCUCUCUCUCCUUUCUGGGCCAUCAUCUUUUUCCUGAUGCUUCUCACUCUUGGACUUGACACUAUGUUUGCUACCAUUGAGACCAUAGUAACCUCCAUCUCAGAUGAGUUCCCCAAGUACCUGCGCACACACAAACCCGUCUUCACUCUGGGUUGCUGCGUUUGUUUCUUCAUCAUGGGCUUUCCAAUGAUCACUCAGGGUGGGAUCUAUAUGUUUCAGCUUGUGGACACCUAUGCUGCCUCCUAUGCCCUCGUCAUCAUUGCCAUUUUUGAGCUCGUUGGAAUCUCCUAUGUGUACGGCUUGCAAAGAUUCUGUGAAGACAUAGAGAUGAUGAUUGGAUUCCAGCCAAAUAUUUUCUGGAAAGUCUGCUGGGCAUUCGUCACCCCCACCAUUUUAACUUUUAUCCUUUGCUUCAGUUUUUACCAGUGGGAACCCAUGACCUAUGGCUCUUAUCGCUACCCUAACUGGUCCAUGGUGCUCGGAUGGCUGAUGCUUGCCUGCUCUGUUAUCUGGAUCCCAGUCAUGUUUGUGAUAAAAAUGCAUUUGGCCCCUGGCAGAUUUAUUGAGAGGCUGAAAUUGGUGUGCUCGCCGCAGCCGGACUGGGGUCCAUUCUUGUCACAGCACCGUGGAGAGCGUUAUAAGAACAUGCUUGACCCCUUGGGAACCUCUUCGCUGGGACUCAAACUGCCCGUGAAGGAUUUGGAACUGGGUACCCAGUGCUAGUCUGGUGGUAUAGGCUGGCCCUUGGUCCCAUUUCCUCUCUGCCUCCUUCUCAUGUUUUCCCCAGCUUCCUUCCCAGUUUUCUUCUUCCUUCCCACAUCUGGGUUCAUAUCCGUGCAUGAGAGUGGUAAUGUAGAAAAGUAGGCAUAGUAUCGCAUGCUAUAGAGAAGAGACAGACCACUUGAAGUGCUGUUUGCCUGUGUUCAUGGUGUCAGAGCCUGGUAAGAUUGGUCCCCAGAACACACGCUUUGCCCCAAAGGUGUGAGUUAACUCCAUGAGCGCUUACCUGUGAGGUCUGAAGGAUAUGUGAUUCCGCCAAUAGAGCUGUCGCCACUGUGUUUUGUCUUGGGUGGAGCCAUUUUGGUGGGAGAGCAAUGGUAGAAUGACUAGGCAGUUAAUUAGGAUUUAAGCAUAUUGUUGAUUUGAGGGGAGCAGUGGGCGACCUCAUUCAGACACAGGAUGUUUAGGGUCAGCAGUGGUCAGAACACCAUGUUUUAGAUGGAGACAAGGCUUUUGAAUGUGGACACCACAGAGGUGGUUCCAUUCACUUUUCCGUUCACAGUUGGGGAUGUUUCCUUCAUUUGGUCAUUGCUGUGCCCGGCUGAUCAGCUCUCAGACACUUUACUUUCUGCAUACUGCAGAGCUCAGUGAAGACUCAGUCAUCACUUUUAUCUGCCAUCUUUCUUUUGUGUGUGCAUAUAUAUGUGUUGCUUUAUUUUUAGUAGCUGUGUUAGUGCUUUUGAUCACUCCCCCCAACCUUUAUGAACUAGCCAUGGUAUAAUUUGUGCCUAAUUUUGUAAAUGCAGAGUAGAAUUUCACUCUAGUUUCUUCCUGACAUUUCAUGCAAAAUGGUUCAACAGCAUGGCACCAUGUUUCUUCUUAUGUCAAUGUCUCUCAACCUCUGGGAAAACAAGACUUACCCUGGUUCUGUCUAUAUAUUAUAUAUAUAGGACACAAACUCUUGAAACAACUUCUCAAUUUUUACUCUAACUUUUUUUCAUUCACAGUAAAUGCUAAUUGUGGUCAUAGAGAAUUCAAAGAAACUAAGAGUUUAAUAGAAAGUAACCACAAUAUUCACUGCGCUUUUUUAGCUCCCUGUAUUUACAGGCAUUUCUGAUAAAUGCAGCUUAGGUUAGUAGUGAGUGAGCCAAUUAAGAUUAUAGCUUUUAAGACUACAUUUAGCCAAUUCAAUUUUAAGAGUUCCCAAUUCACCAUUCUCAUAACUGCACCCUAAUGAGAGCAAAUCAUAUGUCUGCAGAGAUUGGCGAAGCUAUAACCUUUAUUAUCUUCUUGUAUCCUGAACAUGCAUAUAUGAAAAAUUUUAAAUGUGGUAUGUGUUCAUGUAGUAUGUAUCAUAGUGGUGUUUUCUGUCCUUAUAAAUAUCUUAUGAAUCACUAUAGAGAUGAUGAAUUUAGAAUAGUAUAGUCAGGGUUGUUUUUCUUUUCUUUUCUUUCUUUUUUUUUUUGCUCUUGCAGUAAUAAUAUCCAAACCUAAAUUGUUUCCUUUAGGGGACACUAUUUCAAUCAUUUUCUUAUUUGUUUAUUUUCAUAUUACAGGGUCUCAGGCAAAGUUUUCAGUUCAAAUUUGUAGAUUAAUGUGACAUUUUCAUCCUACUCAGUGACAGUGAAACAAACCUUAAUUUAAGUUUUUUUUAAAAUGAGUUUAUUUGUUUAAAAAAGUCUCAAUGCUUUAUUGAGUUCUUUCUUCCCUAGGGAAAAUAUUACUAUUUGCCAAUAGCAAUGUAAACUUCUGAUUUUUUUCAUGAGUGGAAACUUUUAAAGGAAACAAGGAUGGGUUUUGAACUUUGGGUUGUCAUUUCCUUUAUCUGCAGCUCAUUCUUAUUCUUCCCCC